AUGUCUACCGACCUUCAGUGGCUCCUCAUCCGUAACUACAACUCUUUCUUGGUGAAGCGAGUUCCUGAGGGACCCGUCUUCUCCAAGGAGCCUGGCAACCUCCGCAACUUGCACUCGCACAAGUACUCCGGACUAGCUAACUCCAAGACAAUUGCCGUGGCUGAUUCACCCUCUGGCGUUACAAUUACCACUCGCAAAGUCAAGGCCUCGCCGACCCAGGUUGCGACCGGCUACACCACUUCUAACAUCCGACCAAGAUCGGGCGGCCGUCGUGCCCUCGGCGUCGCCUCCCAGUACGCGAAGCGUGGAUAUCGCCCUGAUCUCCGCGCUGCCGCCCUCGCCCGUGUAUCUACUCUCGUUGCCGCACAAAAGGAGCCCAAGCCCUCGCCACCAAAGAAGGUUCGGGGCAAGAAGGCGAAAACUUUCUUCUAA
Molecule: messenger RNA, 432 nt
Organism: Pleurotus ostreatus (oyster mushroom)
Lineage: Eukaryota; Fungi; Basidiomycota; Agaricomycetes; Agaricales; Pleurotaceae
Exons: 5
Coding region: 1-432 (143 amino acids)
Biological process (GO): translation
Cellular component (GO): ribosome; cytosolic large ribosomal subunit
Molecular function (GO): structural constituent of ribosome
Source: RefSeq, a predicted model, not a curated record